This is a messenger RNA of Maudiozyma barnettii, 756 nucleotides long. RefSeq lists its product as uncharacterized. NCBI's taxonomy places the organism in Eukaryota, Fungi, Ascomycota, Saccharomycetes, Saccharomycetales, Saccharomycetaceae. The transcript has a single exon. Bases 1 to 756 code for a protein of 251 amino acids. The record is from RefSeq and is a predicted model, not a curated record.
AUGCUAGCUUCGAGGAUUCAACUCAGCACACAUCAAAUAACAAAUUACAUUCAAAACAAACGGUUUUAUAGAUUCCGUCGUGGUCUCAAAUAUAAUCAUUUUUUACCUUGUCUCUGUGAGCAACAUAUUCAAUUAUCACAAGAUACUCAAAGAUGUCAGACUUGUUUAUUAAGAGAAGAAUAUCCACCGGUACCUCUAUCGACUGUCCGUUAUUUAUUAUAUUCAUUCAAUAGACUCCCCGUUUCGUUAGAUACAGUUUUGUUGGAGCAGUUAGUCGAUAUGACCAUACAAUCUACAACAACAAAACAAUUACCCAACAACAAAAUAAUUGAUAUACAGUGUAAAACAAGAAAGGAAGCACCUGCAUCCAAGGAAGGGCUGAAAUCUAUCUGUAAACGACUCAAGAACAAAUUCACCAACGGAGUAAUAAAUACUCCGUUUCGGUUCCAUAUCCACAAGAAGCAAACCAGUAGAAGAUCUGGAAGUAGACGAGAAAGAUUGUUGUCAUUAAGAAGAGUACCGAGAUAUCAUGAGCCUCCAAUACGAUACUCCGUCAAACGAACUAUUUCUAGUACUUCUACCUCAUCUUCAUCCUCAUCAACAGUAUCAACAGUAUCAUUUUCAUCCUUGUUGUCAUCCCAGAACGACUACCUUCAUCGUUCCGGCAGGACAAUGGCAACAAGAACAACCACAACGACACAUUCAACAAAUGUUCUCAAUAUUUUAUUUUCAUCCUCACCAUUAAUCACCACUUAA